CGGGUGGCUAGAUAUAGUUAUCUAAACCUUAAUCCAAACAACAAAUACAAUUAAGCCAAAACAAAACACCAAACCAAGAAAAUCGACAAAAGGCUAAAACAAUGAUCAUAGUUAUCAGGUCCGGGUCACUUCACCCCCAUUUGACAGGGUCGGGUCCUGUCUUCCUUGACGGCGACCUCCAUUCAGUCCACUAUUUCCCCCUUCCCUUUCUCUCUCCAACCCUCCCAUGUGAUGUGAUCAAUUCUUGUUUUUCCUUUUUGCCCUUUUGAGCAAACCGUCCUAUUAUGAUUCACGUUUUCAACAAUUGCCUAUCAUCAUUAUCUCAUUCUCUCAUUGCUUUCCAAUUGCAAUCGACCCGUACAUCCCUCAAGCCCUAGGAGAAAAAUCUUAUUUUUCUGAUUGUGUACUGAGUCUGACUUCUAGCUUCUUCCAGUUCUUGCAAUUUUCCCUUUUUAUCCCCAUAUUUGGUGUUUGGUGAGCUGGGUUUCGGGUGGUUUUUACUGUUGAAUUGCGCGGAGGCCAAAACCCUCAGCUGUGGCUUUAUUCUGCAUCAGCUGGGCUGCAAUUGCUUGCUUGCUGGUGUUUUCUGAUCUGGGAUUGUUUGAUUGUUGGAAUUUUGUGGUUUAUUGUGGAGGUAAUUUGUGGGUUGUGAAGGGCUGUUGCCUAGCUGGGUUAAACACUCAGGUUAAGGGCUUGAAGAGGGAAAGUGAAGGUUUUGGAUCUGAUCAGGUGGGAAACAGCGCCAUUAGAUGGCGCUGUUCAGGAGAUUCUUCUACCGGAAGCCACCGGAUCGGCUUCUAGAGAUCUCCGAGAGGGUGUACGUGUUCGACUGCUGCUUCUCCGCGGAUGUUCUCGACGAAGAUGAGUACCGAACAUACAUGAAUGGGAUCGUGGCUCAACUACAGGACCACUACCCAGAUGCCGCUUUCAUGGUUUUCAACUUCAAAGAAGGGGAAAGGAGGAGCCAAUUAUCUGAUGUGCUAUCUCAGUAUGAUAUGACAGUAAUGGAUUACCCUCGGCAGUAUGAAGGGUGCCCUCUGUUACCACUGGAGAUGAUCCAUCACUUCUUGCGAUCAAGCGAGAGCUGGUUAUCGCUUGAGGGCCAACAGAACGUGCUUUUAAUGCACUGCGAAAGAGGAGGAUGGCCCGUGCUUGCUUUCAUGCUCGCGGGCCUUCUUUUGUACAGAAAACAAUAUACUGGUGAGCAGAAGACUCUGGAGAUGGUCUACAAGCAAGCACCCAGGGAAUUGCUUCAUCUGCUGUCUCCUUUAAAUCCCCAGCCAUCUCAGCUCAGAUACCUUCAGUACAUCUCUCGAAGAAACUUUGGUUCAGAUUGGCCACCGAAAGAUACACCGCUGGCUCUGGAUUGUAUUAUACUUAGAGUCCUUCCUCUGUUUGACGGUGGAAGAGGGUGCCGGCCUGUUGUUCGAGUAUACGGUCAGGACGCUUCUUCAAAAUCGUCGAGUCGAAGUUCAAAGCUUUUGCUUUCGACUUCAAAAGUGAAAAAGAAUAUACGUUUAUAUCGGCAGGAAGAGUGCGAUAUAGUGAAAAUUGAUAUCCAUUGCCAUGUUCAGGGAGAUAUCGUUCUUGAGUGCAUUCAUUUGGAGGAUGAUAGUAUGAGGGAAGAGAUGAUUUUUAGAAUUAUGUUCCAUACAGCAUUUGUCCGAUCAAAUGUUAUGAUUCUGACCCGUGACGAUGUCGACGUUCUUUGGGAUGCCAAGGAACAAUUUUCAAGAGAUUUCAGAGCAGAGGUGCUCUUUUCAGAUGCAGAUUCUCUUGCAUCCAUUAUCACUGCAAAAGAAGCUGUGAGUGAAGAUGGAAAUGAAUUCGAAAGUAACUCGCCGGAGGAGUUUUUUGAGGCAGAAGAGAUUUUCAGCAGUGUAGAUGGGCAAGACGGUAGGGUGGAGCCUGAUAACCAUACUCAUGCUGUUCAACUGAUAAGUCAGGAUAAUGGAAGUCAUCAUGAAGGAUCUCUGAAGGAUGGUUCCGAUUAUCGUGCAUAUGAAGAAUGUGCAUCAGACGAGGGUAUUCUCAGAAGCGUGCACCACUUGCUUCAAGAAAAAAAUAUGUUGCUCAAUAUGGAUGGUCAGUUGGACAGUACUAGUAGUAAUGGUAAACCCAACUCUGUUUAUUAUGGCACGAAUGGUAAAUCGGAAGGAGAAGAAAAUAAGAAGAGUGAAGAUGCUCCUAUGCCCAAACAUAAAUUAAUUGCUGAUAAUAAUAAUGAUAAGCUGCAGAAGUUGUAUAACGGGGUGUCAACUGUGACGAACAAACAGAUGAUGUCCAAUAGUUCAAAGCCUGCUUCAGAUUCAGUCAGCACCAACAAGAAAUCUAAGCAGCAAGAGUUGCAGAGCCCUACCUUAAGACAAGCCAAGCCAGAUGCUGUGUCCAGGUGGAUACCUUCUAAUAAAGGUUCUUACACUAACUCAAUGCAUGUAUAUUAUCCUCCAUCAAGAUCUAACAUUGCUCCAGUAGCUAAUGCUGCUGGCAAGGGUGCUUUGACCGGGAAAAAAUCUAAGCCUCAAUUUCUUACUUCAUCUUCAGAAAAAAUGGCGGCGACUGCUGACAAAUCUUUUGCACCAAGCCGUUCGAAGUAUGCAUCUUACCCACCAUUAGGUUUGAGAUCAACUAAAGAAGCUCCUUCUCCAAUUUUGCCUAGAACACCACAAGUGAAAAAUGAAACUGAGGAACUUAGCCUGCCACCAGUAACAACUUCAGUUACCCCUCCACCACAACCGCGAACUCCAUCCCCAUCCUCACCUCCUUUUCCAUUAUCUUCGUCUGCAAGUACUUCUGCUUUGCUGCCUGCAAGAUCAUUUGCCCCACCCCCGCCUCCAUCCCCACCGUCACCCCCACCACCAUCACAUUCUCAAAAUUUAAAUAUUAAUAGAGCACCACCACCACCACCACCUCCUGGAGUUCGCGUUCCUGGCCCACCUGCACCUCCGGGACCUCCUAGACCCCCAGGAGGUGGACCACCUCCACCUCCUCCAUUUGGGAAGGUACCUGCAGCAGAUGGUAGGGGGUUGCCAGCUGGAAGAGGCCGUGGGCUGCCACGUCCCGGUGUACCGGCUACAGCAAAUCGGAGAUCCACCUUAAAACCACUUCAUUGGAGCAAGGUGACAAGGGUAUUACAAGGGAGCUUGUGGGAAGAAUUGCAGAGUGUCGGAGAUCCACAUGUGGCACCUGAUUUUGAUGUGUCAGAACUUGAGACCCUUUUCUCUGCCACAGUACCCAAGUCUGAUCCUGCAGGUGGGAAAUCUGGAGGGCGGCGAAAAUCUACUGGAUCUAAGCCUGAUAAAGUCCAUCUGAUUGACCUAAGGAGGGCCAAUAAUACUGAAAUUAUGCUCACAAAAGUGAAAAUGCCACUUCCUGACAUGAUGGCUGCAGCACUUGCAAUGGAUGAGUCAAUUUUGGAUGCCGAUCAAGUCGAAAAUCUCAUCAAAUUUUGCCCAACCAAGGAAGAGAUGGAACUUCUUAAGGGCUAUACAGGUGACCGUGAGAAUCUGGGAAAGUGUGAACAGUUUUUCCUGGAGCUGAUGAAGGUGCCACGAGUGGAAUCAAAAUUAAGGGUUUUCUUAUUCAAGAUUCAAUUCAUUUCUCAGGUUUCUGAUUUUAAGAAAAGCUUGAACCUAGUAAAUUCUUCUUAUGAAGAGGUCCGAAGAUCACACAAACUGAAAGAGAUUAUGAAAACAAUCUUAUUUCUUGGAAAUACACUGAAUCAAGGAACUGCCAGAGGUUCUGCUCUUGGAUUCAAAUUGGAUAGUUUACUGAAACUCACCGAUACACGUGCGUCCAACAGCAAGAUGACACUCAUGCAUUACCUUUGUAAGGUGCUAGCGUCAAAGGCACCGGGCCUUUUGGAUUUUCAUCAAGAUCUUGUUAGCUUGGAAGCGGCUUCAAAGAUACAAUUAAAAUCAUUGGCAGAAGAAAUGCAAGCCAUUAUCAAAGGUCUGGAAAAGGUGAAACAGGAAUUGGCUGCUUCAGAAAAUGAUGGUCCUGUAUCUGACACUUUCCGCAAGACUUUAAAUGAAUUCGUCGUUACUGCUGAGACCGAAGUGUCCUCCGUGACAAGUCUUUAUUCCAUUGCGGGAAGAAAUGCAGAUGCAUUGGCUUUAUAUUUCGGUGAAGAUCCUGCUCGAUGCCCAUUUGAGCAAGUUACGCAAACCCUCUUGAACUUUGUGCGGAUGUUCCGGAAAGCUCAUGAAGAAAACUGCAAACAGGCCGAACUAGAAAAGAAGAAAGCUCAAAAGGAAGCCGAAAUGGAGAAGGCAAAGGGGGUAAGCCUGACAAGGAAAGACGAGCCCUGGAUGGAUAUUGUUGAGAAUGCCGCAAGUGGGUUGAAAUUGAAUCGAUUAUUUCAACACAAGGCUCGUUUUUUGAUGGAAAAGCGGAGUUCAUUGGAUCCAGUAUUGGCAUUCCAUUCACACAUCAGCUUAAAAGAACAUUGUUAA
Striga asiatica is the source of this 4454-nucleotide messenger RNA. NCBI's taxonomy places the organism in Eukaryota, Viridiplantae, Streptophyta, Magnoliopsida, Lamiales, Orobanchaceae. The record is from the annotation of a GenBank genome assembly.